Messenger RNA from Diatraea saccharalis (sugarcane borer), 1747 nucleotides. The record is from the annotation of a GenBank genome assembly. NCBI's taxonomy places the organism in Eukaryota, Metazoa, Arthropoda, Insecta, Lepidoptera, Crambidae.
AUGGUAGCUAAGUUGGUUAUUGUGCUAGCUGCCUUCGUGGCCGUAGCGCAUUGUGCAGUGGUACCACUAUUGCGUACAGACGCCACGAGCUUCGCUUACGGCGUCGCUGACCCGUACACGGGUAACUUCCAGAAUCAAGUGGAGACGCGCGUCGGCGGCCUAGUGAAGGGUCAGUACUCACUACUCGACGCCGACGGCACCAAGCGCACCGUAGAUUAUGCUGCUGACGAUAUCAAUGGAUUCAACGCUGUCGUUCACAAGGAUCCUGCUGUCGUAGCUGCUCGCACUUACGCUGCCCCCACGGUCUACACUGCUCCCUCUAUCUACACUGCACCUUCCAUCUAUGGCGCACGCGCUUACCUUCCCUCUCUAUAUUACUAACGAGACAUAUUUAAAGCCCUCCCACGAAUGUUCCUUGUAGAUAUGUAAUUAGAAAUAAAGUGAAACUACCUUAAAUUGAAGUUUUGUUUUAUGUUACACAUCACUAGUCACACACAUUCAGUUAUUUUAUUUAUUUAAUUAUCUUUUAAAAUCAAAAAGAAAUUGUCAAUUUCUAUUACAUUGUAAAUUUAGCGCGGCUAUGUUCAUUUGUAAUUCGAUAGAAGUAGUUAAGAUAAUUAGUUUCAAUCAAAUGUUAAUAAUCACGUUAGAAAAAAAAAUAUAUUAAUGAACAACGUAAAGUUAAUUAAUCAUCAUAUCCAGAAUUUCAGGUAACCCAAUGAAAAAAAAUAUAAUCCAAUUUUGUAAACAAUGUUUCAAGUUACGCGACACAGUUAAUUAAUUAUCGUUUAAUUAUUUAUUAUUUUAUAUCUCACGAAUAUCUUGAACGCUUUAGUGCAUGCACUUCAAAUGCAUUAUGUGACAUGACACGUGGAGAUAAAUUCUUUCACUUAUCUGAUAUCUGGAAAGAUAAUGUCAAAUUUGAUGAUCAACAUUCUGGUAUUACUUUAUAAUUUUAACAUUUUAUCCCAUGGGCAAUAAUACAUUUUUGAUUAACUCAAUUACUUUUUUUGGAAUUUGGAUUAGGUUAUUUUUAUAGCGUGGUGUAUUGUGACACGGAACAUGUCCUUUUUUACAAUAAUAAUUAUUGUCAACUGUGUAGUAACUGUUCUUUUUUGGUAACCGUUUUAGGGUUUCGUAGCUCGAAAGAAAAAAAGUUAUCAUUUCAUCAUUUAUUGUUCUUCCGUCAGUCAAGGCCCCUUUUUUCUGGAACGCGUAGAGGUAUCAAGCUGAAAUUUAUAUCAAAUACUCAGGUCUGCUUUUCCUUGGAGAUGUAAAAACUCAAAAUUUUAAAUCAAUGCAAUUAAAAGGUACAGCCGUUUAUCUCGCUCGUAAGGGAAUCAAAACCUACAGGGCUCGUGAACUCUAAAUCUUGAUUUUUGGUACAAAGCAACGUAUACUGCGAAUACUUACCUUAAAUUUUUUGUUACAUUAUAUACCUAAAAAUAUUUUUAAUGAAUUCCUACUUUUAAAUCUGAUUCAGCUUGUGUAUUUUAUUAACUAUCUAAUCUACUAAUUAUGUAUCUACGAAUAUCAUAUACAUAUGUUUAUUUUAUUUAUGCUUACGAUUUUGCUUAAAUAUACUCGAGAAUUAAUUUAAAAUAAAUAAGGUCAAAAACUGAAACCCGACUACAGCUAAAUCACGCUCUAAACAAUUUGAAAAAAUAAAUUUGUUUUAAAGAGACAGCUGCAUUACAGAUCGUAAUAAAACAAACCGUUGUGGCAUACGACUACACUGUAUUAUGGG